CAUCUCAAACUUGCUACCACUCGUCCAUCGUGUUUCUUUAGAACUCUACUUGGCGAAGGCAAAAAUGUUAGGGAUCUUCCAGAAUGCCGUGGCCCAGGCGCCGGAGGAGCUCCACAGUCCGGCCAUACCGCCGAGCCCCGGCGCCAUUCUCCGGCAGCCGAAGAAACCAGAUGACAUACUAAAGGACUUCCACGCUGCCUACUCCAGCCACUCCUUCUCUGCUUCCUUCGCCGCUGGCGCCGCACUCGCCUUCGUUUCUGUCCACUCUCCUCGCACCUCCUCGCACCCAAGGUUGUUCUGUAGCUUCGAUGAUGUCUACUGCAUGUUCGUGGGGAGCCUAAACAACCUAAGCUCGCUCAUCCGGCAGUACGGGCUCUGCAGCAAGUCUACCAAUGAGGCGCUGCUGGUGAUCGAAGCCUACCGCACGCUGCGCGACCGCGGGCCCUACCCUGCGGAUCAGGUCGUCAAGGACCUCAGCGGCUCCUUCGCUUUCGUCGUCUACGACAACAAGGCCGGCACCGUAUUCGCCGCUCUGAGCUCAGAUGGAGGAGUGCCUUUGUUUUGGGGCGUUGCAGCUGAUGGAUCCGUGGUGAUCUGUGACGACCUGGACGUCGUCAAGGCGAGCUGCGGCAAAUCCUAUGCGCCAUUUCCAACUGGGUGCAUGUUCCACAGCGAGGGAGGGUUGAGGAGCUUCGAGCAUCCGUUGAACAAGCUGAAGGCGAUGCCGAGGGUGGACAGCGAGGGUGUGAUGUGCGGGGCGAGCUUCAAGGUGGACACUUACUCCCGGAUCAACUCCAUGCCUAGGGUUGGAAGCGCCGCGGACUGGACUUCAUGGGAAGGAUCUUGCUGAAAUACACCAGCAAACUCAGUGCUGCUUUCCUAAUCUAGUUUGUAUAAUGUACAGUGAAGGCGAUGUGUCGUGGAAUGCUGAUAAAUAAAAUUUUUUAACCAAAAA
This is a messenger RNA of Zingiber officinale, 955 nucleotides long. RefSeq names its product stem-specific protein TSJT1-like. The transcript has 4 exons. The record is from RefSeq and is a predicted model, not a curated record. The coding region runs from base 65 to 850 and encodes 261 amino acids. Lineage: Eukaryota; Viridiplantae; Streptophyta; Magnoliopsida; Zingiberales; Zingiberaceae.